CCUCGGAUAUGACCACAGAGUGUCAACAUGUAAGAUGGCGACUCAUCACCGACAGAAUACAGCGGGGCGGCGGAAAGUGCAGGUCUCUUAUGUAAUUAGAGAUGAGGUGGAGAAAUAUAAUCGCAAUGGGGUAAAUGCACUACAGCUGGAUCCAGCGUUGAACAGGCUUUUUACUGCAGGUCGAGAUUCAAUCAUCAGGAUAUGGAGUGUAAACCAACACAAGCAAGACCCCUAUAUAGCAUCAAUGGAACAUCAUACGGACUGGGUGAAUGAUAUUGUACUGUGUUGCAAUGGUAAAACCUUGAUAUCGGCUUCAUCUGAUACUACUGUUAAAGUAUGGAACGCACAUAAAGGGUUUUGCAUGUCAACCCUAAGAACCCAUAAGGAUUAUGUGAAAGCUUUGGCUUAUGCAAAAGACAAAGAAUUGGUAGCAUCUGCUGGGUUGGACAGACAAAUAUUCCUCUGGGAUGUAAAUACACUAACUGCACUGACUGCCUCGAACAAUACUGUCACAACUUCUUCCCUCAGUGGGAACAAAGACUCAAUCUACAGUCUUGCUAUGAAUCAGAUGGGAACAGUAAUUGUAUCCGGGUCCACUGAAAAGGUUUUAAGGGUGUGGGACCCAAGAACUUGUGCAAAACUUAUGAAACUCAAAGGACACACAGACAAUGUUAAAGCUUUGCUACUGAACAAAGAUGGUACACAGUGUCUUUCUGGCAGUUCCGAUGGAACUAUCCGACUCUGGUCACUUGGUCAGCAGAGGUGUAUAGCUACGUACAGAGUCCAUGAUGAAGGCGUAUGGGCACUUCAAGUCAAUGAAGCUUUCACUCAUGUUUAUUCGGGUGGAAGAGACAGAAAGAUAUAUUGUACAGAUUUACGAAAUCCUGAUAUCCGUGUGCUUAUUUGCGAAGAAAAGGCACCAGUUCUUAAGAUGGAACUUGAUCGAUCUGCCGAUCCUCCCCCAGCACUGUGGGUUGCAACAACAAAGUCUUCUGUGAAUAAAUGGAAUUUGAAAGGAAUUCACAACUUUAGAGCAUCAGGUGAUUAUGACAAUGACUGUUCUAACCCAAUCACACCCCUGUGUACACAACCAGAUCAAGUUAUCAAAGGUGGUGCAAGUAUCAUUCAGUGCCACAUUCUCAAUGACAAGCGACAUAUACUAACCAAAGAUACAAACAACAAUGUGGCAUAUUGGGAUGUACUGAAGGCAUGUAAAGUAGAAGACCUUGGAAAAAUGGACUUUGAAGAAGAAAUUAAGAAAAGAUUUAAAAUGGUUUAUGUACCUAAUUGGUUUUCAGUGGACUUAAAAACUGGGAUGUUAACUAUCACUUUAGAUGAGAGUGACUGCUUUGCAGCUUGGGUCUCAGCCAAAGAUGCUGGGUUUAGCAGUCCAGAUGGAUCUGAUCCAAAAUUGAACCUCGGGGGACUUCUGCUGCAGGCUCUGUUAGAAUACUGGCCUAGAACCCACAUCAAUCCCAUGGAUGAAGAAGAAAAUGAGAUGAAUCAUGUGAAUGGUGAACAGGAGAACAGACUACAAAAAGGAAACGGGUACUUCCAAGUGCCGCCACACACACCAGUUAUUUUUGGGGAGGCUGGAGGACGCACUUUGUUUAGGUUGCUAUGCCGAGAUUCUGGUGGUGAAACUGAAUCCAUGCUUCUUAAUGAAACUGUGCCACAAUGGGUAAUUGACAUCACCGUGGACAAAAACAUGCCAAAAUUUAAUAAAAUUCCUUUCUACCUCCAACCUCACUCCUCUUCCGGAGCAAAAACAUUAAAGAAGGAUCGGCUCUCAGCCAGUGACAUGUUGCAAGUCAGGAAGGUGAUGGAGCACGUUUAUGAAAAAAUAAUAAACCUCGACAACGAGUCCCAGACGACAAGCUCUUCCAAUAAUGACAAAACCGGGGAACAAGAAAAAGAGGAAGACAUCGCAGUCUUAGCAGAGGAGAAGAUCGAACUCUUGUGUCAAGACCAGGUUUUGGAUCCAAAUAUGGACCUUCGAACCGUGAAGCAUUUCAUAUGGAAAAGUGGGGGUGAUUUGACCCUUCACUACCGACAGAAAUCAACGUGAGCCACCUGGUGGAACCCAACUGGUCGUUAACUAAUUUGAGCUUCCUAUGCUGGAUCCAGCUUAGUAUGCUAGAAGCCCACUUAAAUGCUAAGAUUUGGCGCUUUUAAUGACUCAGCGCAGACAGAAUCUACUUGAAUUGAAGUGACUAAUAAAUCUGUAACAUAGAUGAAAUUGGUAUGAUGUAAACUCAAAAGUUGUCUUUAGCAAGGUCAAGCAAGAGUGAUAUAAGAAGCCCUUAACUGGUUCCUGUUAAGGUGCCUACAGAGACAAGGUGACCCAGUGCAGGUAUCUGCUGUUCUUCCUUUAUUUCCAAGAUGAUCAUCCUUUAUUCACUCAAGCUUGCUAUGAAAAAUUUUUCAGUCCUGCUCCUAACUCAUUUUCAGAUUAUUUUUUUUAUAGGAAAAAAAAAAACCAACCUUGCAUGUACUGUAUUUUGCUAAUACAUUCCAUGUAGUAAAUUUUGACCACUAUGCCAGAUAACUCUACUUACCGUGUGACAGAUUACUCUUCUUGAACAGUUUCUAUAGUCUAGACUGGAGAGGCUAAUGUCCCUGCUGAUGAUUAUCUGUGAUUUUUGUAGGAAAACAUUUUAAUUCUGACUCAAGAAUCAGUAGGCUGUGUUAUUACAGGGUCAGUUCAAUGUGUGAACGUCACAAUGAAUUCAUUCAGCAUCUUUAACUAGAGUUCAAAAUACAUAAUUUCCAUUGUGCUAGAAGGCAGCAUCCUGGUUCAGUUCCAUAGGAUUAUAUUCGAUAUUUGGCAGAAAACUUGACCUGGGUGAUUGUUUUCCUUUAAUUGUUUUGUAUGUAUUUUUGAUGUUGUAUGCUGUACACAAGCUAUGCCCAUCUUGGCUUUUUAUUUUGCACUGUCUCUU
Notechis scutatus (mainland tiger snake) is the source of this 2942-nucleotide messenger RNA. It is a transcript of the gene WDR48, whose product is annotated as WD repeat domain 48. Gene Ontology annotation, biological process: double-strand break repair via homologous recombination. Gene Ontology annotation, molecular function: ubiquitin binding. Lineage: Eukaryota; Metazoa; Chordata; Lepidosauria; Squamata; Elapidae. The record is from RefSeq and is a predicted model, not a curated record.